Molecule: messenger RNA, 1745 nt
Organism: Puntigrus tetrazona (Sumatra barb)
Lineage: Eukaryota; Metazoa; Chordata; Actinopteri; Cypriniformes; Cyprinidae
Gene: fbxo7
Product: F-box protein 7
Exons: 11
Coding region: 146-1531 (461 amino acids)
Biological process (GO): autophagy of mitochondrion; positive regulation of autophagy of mitochondrion
Molecular function (GO): protein kinase binding
Source: RefSeq, a predicted model, not a curated record
UUUUGACAAUCUCUCAGCUGUUUAUCGGACGCGGAGUUUUCUGACUUCACCGCGCUACUUUGACGUCUGUGAAAGUGGCCCAAUAUCACUGGACGAAGUGCAAUAAUUGACGCUGAAAUACUGCUUUAUAGUUCGGCCGUUAAGAAUGAAGCUCAGGGUGAGAAUCAACAAACAGAGCAGCAGACUGGAGCUGGACGGACCGGAACCGACGCUGUCCGAGCUUAGUGACCGGGUCAGAGACACCCUGCUUCCUCAGUGCGGGCUCGGGUCUGAUGUGGAGUUCAGCCUGUCUCUGAACGGGAAGGAGGUUCUGCUGGACACGGGACAGACGCUCUCCUCGUGUGGGGUUGUUUCUGGUGAUAUGAUCACUGUGAUUUUGCCCCAGCAAACACAAACUGCCCCAGAGCCCCCGAGCGGAGCAGGAGCUGUCCGGACAAACACAGCCUCAUCCAGCGAGGAGGCUGAACGCAGCGGUGUGAGGGAUUGUGGGAUGGAGGAGUGGGUGGAGGAAGAGGAGGGUGUGUCUCCUCCGCUGCUGUGCUGUGAGACGGAGGACGGAGAGAUUCCUCACGCUCUGGAGCGGCUGCUGGACUCCUCGAGCUGCAGAAACACGUCUGACUGUCUGAUGCUGACCGUACACCUGCUGCUGCUGGAGACCGGCUUCCUGCCGCAGGGUUGUAAUGUGAACUCAGGAGAGAUGCCGAUUGGCUGGCGGGCGGCAGGGGGCGUGUACAGACUACAGUAUGCCCACCCACUUCUGGAGAACAGCCUGGUGUCAGCGGUUGCCGUGCCGAUGGGACGGACGCUCGUCAUUAAUGCUGUUCUGAAGAUGGACACGACUAUGGAGAAUUCACACAAGCUGGUGCUGAAACCAGAUGAUUAUGUGACUGCUGAUUGGCCAGGUGGCUGCCCAGGCGUCGUCUACAAAGACCUGCGCAGACUUUCUCGUCUCUUUAAAGAUCAGCUGGUGUAUCCACUCAUGGCCGCCGCCAGACAGGGGCUGGGUCUGCCGGCUCUCUUCGGCCUGGCUGUUCUUCCUCCUGAGCUGCUGUUGCGUGUUUUACGGCUGCUGGAUGUCGUCUCUCUCGUCUCGCUGUCAGCCGUGUGUCGAGACCUGAACGUCGCUACCCAUGAUCCUUCACUCUGGAGACACCUGCUGCACAGAGACUUUCGGGUGUGUUUUUCUGCAGGAAAUCAACAGCGAGACACCGACUGGAAGGAGCUGUACAGAAAGAAGUAUAAGCAGAGGAAGGAGAAUGAGCGUCGGGGCAGAUGCCGCUUUUUCCCGCCUCACGUGCCUCCGAUUUUCCCGCUCACCCCGGUCCCUUCGGCUCCGGUUCCUCUUCUUCUUUAUCCUCCCGGGAUCAUCGGCGGAGAUUACGACCAGGUGCCUGUUAUCCUGCCCCGCCCACGCUUCGACCCCAUUGGCCCGCUCCCGGGUCACCUGCCAGGGCUGGGCGUUCCUAUUGGCCGACGGAGCCUGAGGCCGGGAGGAAGUCGCCCGGCGGACGUCAGGAGAGGUUUCAUUUGAACACUUUAAAUGCUUUUUUUCCCAAACAGGAAGAGGUCAAAUUAUUCUUUUUUUUUCUUUGUUAAUUAACACAUUCCUGGGACAUUCAGAGCAACAAACCCAAUUCAGUACAUCAAAGAUUCAUUACAAAACAUUACAAAGAAUGCAUUAAAGAGCAAGAUGUGUUUGAGGCAUAAACAACACUCAAUAAACAGUUCAGAAUGAUUUUUAUUAA